Molecule: messenger RNA, 694 nt
Organism: Balearica regulorum gibbericeps (East African grey crowned-crane)
Lineage: Eukaryota; Metazoa; Chordata; Aves; Gruiformes; Gruidae
Source: RefSeq, a predicted model, not a curated record
GUUCAUGAAUCACCGUGUCCCAUCCAACUGCAGGUACCAGCCGACGGAGUACGAGCACGCAGCAAACUGUGCCACCCAUGCAUUCUGGAUCCUGCCCAGCAUCCUUGGCAGCUCCAUCCUCUAUAUCCUCUCCGAUGACCAGUGGGAAACCAUCUCAGCCUGGAUCUAUGGCUUUGGCUUGUCCAGCCUCUUCAUCGUCUCCACCAUCUUCCACACCAUCUCCUGGAAGAAGAGGCAUCUCAGGACCGUGGAGCACUGCUUGCACAUGUUUGACAGGAUGGUGAUCUACUUCUUCAUCGCGGCAUCAUACGCUCCCUGGCUGAACCUGCGGGAGUUGGGUCCCUGGGCCUCCCAUAUGCGGUGGAUCAUCUGGAUCAUGGCGUCUAUCGGGACCGUCUACGUUUUCUUCUUCCAUGAGCGGUACAAGCUGGUGGAGCUGGUGUGCUACGUUAUCAUGGGCUUCUUCCCUGCCUUGGUCAUUCUCUCCAUGCCCAACAGGGACGGCCUUCCGGAGCUGGUGGCUGGUGGACUCUCCUACUGCCUGGGCAUGGUCUUCUUCAAAAGCGACGGCCGCAUCCCCUUUGCCCAUGCCAUCUGGCACCUCUUUGUGGCCAUUGGAGCUGGCAUCCACUACUAUGCCAUUUGGAGGUACCUCUACCGGCCUGGCGCGCUGGAGGCUAAAACAUCCCGGUAG